Messenger RNA from Ochotona princeps (American pika), 1012 nucleotides. It is a transcript of the gene PRSS33, whose product is annotated as serine protease 33. Gene Ontology annotation, biological process: proteolysis. NCBI's taxonomy places the organism in Eukaryota, Metazoa, Chordata, Mammalia, Lagomorpha, Ochotonidae. The record is from RefSeq and is a predicted model, not a curated record. The transcript is spliced from 6 exons. Gene Ontology annotation, molecular function: serine-type endopeptidase activity. Bases 1 to 927 code for a protein of 308 amino acids.
AUGGAGGGGGCUUUCUGUUCUGGGGUCCUGCUGCUGCUGCUGCUGGUGCUAGGAGCUGCUGCGUCCCUGGCGUCCCCAGCGCGGGCAGGUAAGGUGGCUUCCGAGGGCCUUGGGUGCAGUGCCCAGUCCUCCGCCGGCCUCACGGCCCCUUGUCCCCUCGCAGCCUGCGGGCACCCCCAUGUAUCCAGUCGGAUCGUAGGGGGCCGUGACGCCCGGGAGGGAGAGUGGCCAUGGCAGGCCAGCAUCCAGCGCGCUGGGGCGCACGUGUGCGGCGGGUCGCUCAUCGACCCCCAGUGGGUGCUGACGGCGGCGCACUGCUUCCCCAGGCGGGCCUUGCUGUCCGAAUACCGCGUGCGCCUGGGGGCGCUGCGCCUGCACCCAGCCUUGCCUCCCGCGCUCUCCGCGCCGCUGCGGCGGGUGUUGCUGUCUCCAGACUACUCCGAGGACGCGGCCCGCGGCGAUCUUGCGCUGCUGCAGCUGCGGCACACCAUACCUCUGAGCGCCCGCGUGCAGCCCGUCUGCCUGCCCGAGCCUGGCGCCCGCCCGCCUACAGGCUCCCUGUGUUGGGUCACCGGCUGGGGCAGCCUCCGCCCGGGAGUUCCGCUCCCGGAGUGGCGUCCCCUGCAGGGAGUGAGGGUGCCGCUGCUGGACUCGAGAGCCUGUGACCGCCUCUACCACCUGGGGGCCAGCGUGCCCCAGGCCGAGCGCAUUGUGCUGCCUGGGAACCUGUGCGCCGGCUACCUGGAGGGCCACAAGGAUGCCUGCCAGGGGGACUCCGGAGGGCCCCUGACCUGCCUGCAGUCGGGGCGUUGGGUGCUGGCCGGCGUGGUGAGCUGGGGAAAGGGCUGUGCCCUGCCCAACCGUCCCGGUGUCUACACCAAUGUGGCUGCCUACAGCCCCUGGAUCCUGGCUCACAUCAGUCUCUGAUGCCGGUAGGAGCCCAGCCUGGCCAACGCCUGGACCUCAGCCUGGUGGAGUGGCAGCUGAGCCUGAAGCACUGCCUGGCCUUUGG